CUGGGGCGUCGGGUGUAGUGUCCUAGCGGCAGGAAUGUGAGAUGUGAGUCGCCUGCAGGGCGUCCCGCGUGUUCCUCACGAGAGUUCGACCACUGAGGAGGUCUCCGCCAUGGACAGGCGUCACAGCGGCGACGCGAGCAGGACCCCAAUGGCUUGGCGGCACCGCGACCAGCUGUACCAGCAGCAGCAGGGCUACCACCAGGGCAGCGGUGAACAGCUGUACGAGACGCACGCUCCCCGUUCGACCCGCUCGGGGCCACACCGACCGUCGAGGACAGCGUCCCCGCCCGACACCAGCAACACGAGCAGCUUGUCGUCCGAGUCGCAGACCCCGCUGCCACACCACGUCCCGCACCAUGCCGCCCUGGGAGCGUCCUCGGCAUCCGUCGCGGCGGCCGCAGCGGCCGCGGCCGCCUCCAUGCCCACCUGGGACGCGGAGCCCUGCCCCAGCGUCAUCUACGGGCACGGACCACCACCUGGCAUGCUCCAGGGCCUUCCCCCCGGCGUGCACCCCGGCAUGGUCAUGCUACCCCCCGGCUACCCGCCGGGCUACCCGCCUGGCUACCCGCCCGGCUACCCACCGGGCUACCCGCCGGGCUACGCGCUGUCCCCGGUGAUGCUCGGGCCGCCGCCGCCGCCACCCGGGCCGCCCGCCGCCAUCCUGCUGCCGCCCAUGAUGAGGCCCAGGCCGCUCGUGUUCCCCGCUGACGUGACCCCCACGCCCCCCGAGCCCCUGCCGGUGCGCGAGCCCAAGGCCGCCAUGCUGCCGCCCAAGGAGCUGCUCGUCGCGCGCAGCAAGAUCCGCUGCUGCCGCGGCGGCUGCAUCGUGCUCUGGAUCAUCCUCGGCCUCAUCCUGGUGGGCGCCCUGCUGGCCACCGCACUGCGCUUCGUCGUGCCCUGACCGACCCCUCAAUCAUCAGUCGUGACGGAAGGAGGAAAGACUGGCGGCGAUCCCCCCACACCUCCCAGUGAGAAAUUUUUCCGACGACAUCUAUUUUCACGUCGUUACGACAUAAAAGUUGGCCUGAAAUCGACGGCUUUUCGACAGUUAAACGUCGACACGACAUAGAAACGACAUAGACUGCAGUCGAUUUCAGGCCCACUUCUACGUCGUAGUGACGUGAAAAACGAUGUUUAAACGAUGUCGUCGGAAAACAUUUCUCACUGGGGCCCAGUCUGCCCUGAGCAGAGCAGCAUGGAGGUGGAGACACUUUGCGGCAUUAUUAAUCAAGUUCUUCUUCUUGAAUCCACACAUUAAGAUGAGACUGAAUUGAUCAAUGUAAAUAAAUCGCUGUAGUUUUAAGUUUAUGAUUAAAGUACUGUACUGAACUUUCA
Messenger RNA from Frankliniella occidentalis (western flower thrips), 1335 nucleotides. RefSeq names its product WW domain-binding protein 11-like. The transcript is spliced from 3 exons. The record is from RefSeq and is a predicted model, not a curated record. NCBI's taxonomy places the organism in Eukaryota, Metazoa, Arthropoda, Insecta, Thysanoptera, Thripidae. The coding region runs from base 110 to 901 and encodes 263 amino acids.